GCCCGGUCCGGCCCAGCCCUCCCUUCUCACUGCUGUAUAUAAGAUGGGCCCAUCUGACAAGUGGAGAGUGAUAGUGUGAAGAAAUUCUUAGAGGUGGUACAGUUCAUCAGCUGCACAAUGACGAUUUCUUCCUUCUGUACUCUGCUGGUCUUUGUGUGUGUAACAUUCACCUUCUGCUCGGCUCAAUUGAGCAGCUGUGCUGGGAGGUGUGGGGAGCCCUUCUAUCGGGGCCACCUGUGUCACUGCGACUACGACUGCCUCGGCCAUGAAGAGUGCUGCAGCGACUUUGAGGGCGCCUGCACCACAAGUGGCUCAUGUAAGGGCCGGUGUGGCGAGCCUUUUAAGAGGGGCAGGCAGUGUAACUGUGAUGCAGACUGUGUGGAGUUCAAGCAGUGCUGUCCUGAUUACAAGAGCUUCUGCGAUGCUGAUGCAGACGAAUCAGCAGAAAAAACGCCAUCAAAACCGCCAGCAGAAAAGCCUUCAAAAAAGUCAUCCAAAAAGCAGUCUAAAAAAAAGUCUUCAAAAAAGACAAAGAAGCCCAAAACGCCAGCCAAACCCACCGCCGCCGCUGAGCUUAGCCCAUGCGCCACCACUCACGCUAGCAAGCCUGCAGAACUAGAUCCUCCCAUGCCAGAGGAAUCGGAUCCUAUCCAGCCUGCUCCUGAAGAUGUCAAUGAGGCCAUCAAUUUCGUACCAGACACACCAGAGGUAGCUCCUCCCCCUGAAGCCACUAGUGGGUACGAGCCCCCGGCAACUGCUGCUCCUGAGUCCCUAGUGCCAACCGUUGCCAUGGCAUCACCUAUGCCAGAUGAUGCCGAGGCAGUGCUGGACACAGAGCUGAUGGAUGAUAUGCUGACCCCAGACAACUUCAACCCAAACCCCAUCCCCGACCCCAACCCCACUGUGCCUGAUGAGACCCCACCAGGGCCCUCCGACCCUACAGCCCCUUCGUCUAUGGAUCAGACUCCCCCCACGGACAACCUGGGGCCUUCCUCAGACCCAUCAGACCCUCUCCCUACCCUGGCCUCUACUCCAGCAUCUGAGCCAGUGGAUGAGGACAGCGACCCACAGAGUCCAGCCAGCGAGCCCACAUCAUCAAGCCCAGACUCUGAGGGUCAAGAUUCGCCCAACACCAUGCCGAGCACAGCUAGCGUUAUGAUCACAACCGGCCCUACUGCUCCAUCUGCAUCUGAAGGAGCCACGACACCUGCAGACUCUCCUGUCGACUCGAACCCUACUCCCUCCACCCCAGCAGAUGGAGCCGACACGCCUGUGCAAGGUGACCAGACUAAACCAGGAGAGAACCCGGACCCAGCCUCCACCGAUGCUCCAGGUACCUCCGAUAGCCAGGCUACCACCGUCACCCCUCAAGAUGUUUCAGGUGCUCCAGCCGGAGAUGCAUCAGACAAACCCUCUGAGCCACAAGAUCCAACCACCACCAGAAACCCACCUACGGGCAGUGAGACCGUACCCACCGGCCAGCCAACUGUGGCAGGGGAGGAUGGCAAUCAGCCCUUGGCCACCCAAGACCCUGUUGUCUCACCUUUGUCACCUGAUUCCACUGCUAUACCCACUGACGCAGUCCCCACAAAGCCUGGAGAGACCCCAUCAAAGCCUGGAGAGACACCUUCUAAACCAGGGGAGACACCUUCUAAACCUGGGGAGACACCAUCAAAGCCUGACGAGACACCUUCUAAGCCAGGGGAGACACCAUCAAAGCCUGGUGAGACACCAUCAAAGCCUGGUGAGACACCAUCAAAGCCUGGUGAGACACCUUCUAAACCAGUAGAGACACCUUCUAAGCCAGGGGAGACACCAUCAAAGCCUGGAGAGACCCCAUCAAAGCCAGGAGAGACACCAUCUAAACCUGGGGAGACACCAUCUAAGCCUGGAGAGACACCAUCUAAGCCUGGCAGUGCCAUCACCAUCCCAGGACUGGACAACACCCUGGGCUACCAGUCAGACGACAGCAAUGACACUAACCUCUGCAGUGGGCGCCCCAUCAACGGCCUGACCACGCUGAGGAACGGGACCACAGUGGUUUUCCGAGGACACAUCUUCUGGAUGCUGGACUCCAGGAGGGUGCCAAGUCCACCACAACGCAUCACAGACGUGUGGGGAAUCCCCUCCCCCAUCGACACAGUCUUCACCCGCUGUAACUGCCAAGGGAAGACCUACUUCCUUAAGGGGCGUAACUACUGGCGUUUUGAGAACGAUGUGAUGGACCCGGGCUAUCCCAAGGCUAUCCGGACAGGCUUCGACGGCCUAUCAGGUCACAUUACUGCAGCUCUGUCUGUGCCUGCUUACAGGCAGAGGAGGGAGUCUGUGUACUUCUUCAAGAGAGGUGGCCGAGUGCAGAAAUACUCGUACGACCCCUUGAAGGCACCCAAAUGUGGCAACCAGCCCAGCCAGCCUAUGCUACCCAGCCAGCCUAUGCAGCCCAGCCAGCCGAGGGUUCACUACGCAGUACUGACCAGACGCAACAGGAGGCAGGCACCAGCAGCAACCUACCUGGGUAAGGAGCUGAGCAUCAAGACCAGCUGGAGGGGUUUCCCUACCACCGUCACCUCAGCCGUCUCCAUGCCCUCCAGAUUCGCACCAGACGGAUACAACUAUUACGUCUUCUCCCGCACAACGCACUACAAUAUCAAGAUCGAUGCAGAGCGGCCUAAGCUUGAGACACCAAUCACCACCACCACCACUCAGACACAGGGCACUCCCAAGAGCUUCUUCAACUGCCCCAAGAACACACAAACCUGAGACGGGACACGGACACAUACAAAUGAUGUGGCACAAAUUACAAAAUGUCUAUCGGUAGACACUGCAUAACGAAGUCUCCACACUUCAUCUGACCAAAUACCACAAACAGAAGUUCAGUAAAAAAAUGUUCAUACUUUAUUUGUACUUUCUCACUGAUCACAAUUGCUGCUGACAAUUACGCGCACAAUAAAAAUAAUCAAUCCUCUGACGAUUUAGAAAAGGAGAAAAACAAGAGCAAGAGCACACCACACAGCUGCUGAACUGGCUUGAAGCAAAUAAAACUUAGUGAUGUUGAGUGGAACUGUAGUUGCUGGGCUUUAGUUGCUGCAGGGGAUGAUAAAGGUGUGACACUGUAUGGGAAAUGGCCUUAUUUCAGAGAGCGAUCUCUGAAUCCCAUGCCUGCGGAGAGAGAAGAGAGAGGAUUCAGUAACCAGUAACAUUCACACUUCACAUGAAAGAGUUUCAUUGCAAAAUGGUGUAUAUCCAUUUUGGGAAAUUACAUUUUUGUUCUGGGCAUUCCAUUGCAUUGCAUUGCAUUGGAAAGUGCAUUUUAUACAGGUUUAAAAAGUAUGUUCUGAAAAUAUUAGAAUGGCAAGUAUUCCCACAUAGAUGAUAGGACUUCUGAACAGUCACUUUCAAUAAUAAAAUACAAGUCAAAAAUGGUGGAUACACAAAUUUGCAACAAAACUCUUCACUUCUUCAUGCCUCCUACAAUGUGUUCAACACUGAUCAAGUCAGAUCCUGUACAUUUGACUGUAAAAUGUGUUUUUAUACAUCUUAUUAAAUGUAAUAACUA
Molecule: messenger RNA, 3556 nt
Organism: Engraulis encrasicolus (European anchovy)
Lineage: Eukaryota; Metazoa; Chordata; Actinopteri; Clupeiformes; Engraulidae
Product: proteoglycan 4-like
Exons: 15
Coding region: 118-2760 (880 amino acids)
Biological process (GO): immune response
Molecular function (GO): scavenger receptor activity; polysaccharide binding
Source: RefSeq, a predicted model, not a curated record